AUGGAUUCCCAGGGAGAUACAGCCCACGACGGCAGCAAGUAUACAUCCAAGUUCUUCCCCCCGAGCCCUGCUGUUCUUAACCUCGCCAACCACGCCAACCGAGAGCCUCUCAUGCAGUUGGUUCAGCAGACAAUCCUGUACCACGUGCGCAAUGGUAAUCCGCUGGUUCGGCUGUGGAAGGACGCUUAUGAUGCUGGAUAUAUCCAAGGCACGGCUGCUCCGUAUUCUCAGUACUUGUUAGCCGUGAGAAAGAUGACUGGCAGAAUGCUUAACAGCGAGUUCAACCAGGAAAAGACUAAGACUGCAGUGCAGGUUCAAUCUGAGAUUCUCAAGGCUCUUGCCAAAGAAAUCUCCUAUGCCGGCACCCAGACUGUAGCCAAAGUUAAGAUGGAGUCUCCGACCCCGGUCAAGCUCGUUCAAGCUAGAUUCAGCCCCCUUGCCCCUGAAUUUUCACCGGAGAAGUCUACCGCGAAGUCUACCUCAGAAGAGGAACAGCACCCUGCCGAAUAUAAGCCUAAUGACGCCCGACUUGCAAGCUUUGAAGAACGAUGCAAGAAACGUGGACUACGAAUCGCGUCGGCAAAGUAG
Molecule: messenger RNA, 588 nt
Organism: Daldinia childiae
Lineage: Eukaryota; Fungi; Ascomycota; Sordariomycetes; Xylariales; Hypoxylaceae
Exons: 4
Coding region: 1-588 (195 amino acids)
Source: RefSeq, a predicted model, not a curated record